UGCCCCCCGCCAUUCAAAGCCCGGCCGGCCUGCUCAACCCCUGAGUACAAUGGCGAGAUAGUACAAGGACCCACGACUGGCAGAGCUGCGUUGCUUCAGUCACUUAUAUAGUCACAGCCUCAUUCUCACCUGUCGGACCAUUCCAUUCCUUCCUCACCAGCUCUCACCUCCCAAUUCUUCUCCUCAGUCUCAAUCAAUACCCAUCAGUUGCCUCGUCGAUCUUUCUUCAUCCUCAAUCAUUUCUCUUCGUGGGCUACACUUCCCACAAUGGACAUUCUAGAGUUGGUGCACGAUGAUCAGCGAGCAGAAGACCGCCCCUUCGAGUGCGGAGAGAGUGGGUGUAGCAAGGCUUUCUCGAGGCGGAGUGAUCUUGCAAGGCAUCAACGCAUUCACUCACAAGAGAGGCCAUUCCAAUGCCCGUACAGCGCAUGUGGUAAAACCUUCAUCCAGCGUUCGGCACUUACAGUGCACCUGAGGAUACACACUGGAGAGCGGCCUCAUGUCUGUGAAGUCUGCUCCAAGUCAUUCAGCGACUCUUCUUCCCUCGCAAGGCACCGAAGGAUCCACACAGGCAGGCGGCCCUACCGAUGCGACACAUGCUCCAAGACUUACUGUCGACGCGUCACGCUCAACAGACACGUGCAGCGGGCCCACGGCACGGUGCUCAAGAAGAAGAGUAUUCGCGGUUCCAACACAGUGGUCAGCUCACAGCAAGAUGCCGUACUAGCCUCACAGUCCUUUGACCGGACGGUGCCGACUACCCUGCGGGCAGGGGGUGCUACAGCUCCAUACUUUUCCUCGCCUUCGGGGACACAUGAGUCGCAAUGGUACCACAUGGCAGGUACAUCAAUGGAGGCACCGCAAGUAACUUCUCACGGCUUGCACUAUGGCGUGCCCUACGGUACGCCUCUGACUCUGCAGACCAGCGAUGGUAGCCGGGACGAAGAGUCGCUUUCGGAUCUCUCUAGCGGCACGACGCCUUCGCACCCACAUUCUCCUCACACACACGAUGGAGUCAUUGGCCACCCUUCUUAUGGCAGUAGUGGCCACUCUUUGAUCACGUCACAUGAUGGUUCGACAUACACAGCCAUGCCCGGCAAGCCGUCAGCUUCCUCGUACGGCCUGCCAGGUUCUCACUCGUCUGCUACCCCUCAGCACAACCAGCUCCUCUCUCUGCAGCAUCUGCACCCUCCUCAGCCUCAACACUUUUCGCAUCAUCAGCCUCACUACCAGAGCAGCAUCGGAGCUUGGGUCAACAAUGUUCCUCCUGCGAAUGAAUUCGCCCAGCAGCCCCUCACCGCACAGGCGAUGGAAAGUCUUUCAUUAGACUCGCAGCAUUACUCCGAGAGCAGCAUGGCAGCUUGGUCGGCCGCAAAUCGGGGCGCUCAUCCUGCCUACGGCAUGGGCAAUGUGAGCAUGCGAUCACAGCCUCAACAGGGCCAAAAUCAAUUCUCGCCCCUGCAGCAGCACCAACAGGCACAAGCACAACAACAAGGUCGACGUCAACAACAACAACACCAACACCAGUUGUCAUCAACAACACACCAAGGAUACCCUGGAACACAUCACUUCCAGCAAGAACACUCCCAGAACCUCUUUGCGAUGGAGCAGAGUGGUCACCAGACCUUCUGAUGCACCAACCUGAAUGGGGAAGGCCCGCGCCUCUUUCGUAUCCGCCGGUAGGCUUUCUCCUACUACGUCACCAGCUCGACCCCAUCUUUCCACUACCUUUCCAUUUCUUCCCUUCUCUGUUGUCACUCUUGUCAUGUUCGCCCUCAGGUCUCCCUCUCUUUGUAUAUCCGGAUCUGCUGUGCAUGAAAUACCUAGCUGCCUGCCUGACCUUUCACUAGGUAUCGAUCGAGCUCUCUUUGUAGAUGGGAGGACC
Messenger RNA from Microstroma glucosiphilum, 1885 nucleotides. RefSeq lists its product as hypothetical. Gene Ontology annotation, biological process: regulation of transcription by RNA polymerase II. Gene Ontology annotation, molecular function: DNA-binding transcription factor activity, RNA polymerase II-specific; RNA polymerase II cis-regulatory region sequence-specific DNA binding. The transcript has 5 exons. Lineage: Eukaryota; Fungi; Basidiomycota; Exobasidiomycetes; Microstromatales; Microstromataceae. The record is from RefSeq and is a predicted model, not a curated record. The coding region runs from base 268 to 1632 and encodes 454 amino acids. Gene Ontology annotation, cellular component: transcription regulator complex; PcG protein complex.